UUAUAUUUGGAAACCCCAACCCAUUCCCUUCAAAUCAUAAACUACGAUCCAACUCACUGCAACCUUCAAAACAUAACCCAUUAAGUCAGUCACUGCACAAAUUGUUCCAAAAACAGCUUCAAACAUAUCUUAGUUUGUCUAAAUAUUUAACAGCUAAAGCUAAAGGACCAUGGCAGUGACAGUCUCUCUUUCUGUCUCCCACCUUCCCGGCUGCAAAGUUCAUGAUUUCUCUCGUCUCCCCAAACCAACUAACAAAGACAACCCAUCUUCUAAAGCCUCCUCUGACAUCAAAUUAAGCAAAAGAAACCUGUUGUUGAGUUCAAUGGCUUCGGGUCUUAUUGGAAGAGGUGUCUUAGUUGGUGAGCCGGUAAAAGCUGAACCAGAGACCCCAAUGGAAACCUCAUCAAGUAGACUAUCGUAUUCAAGGUUUCUGCAGUACUUGGAUGAAGGUGGGGUGAAAAAGGUGGACUUGUUUGAGAAUGGGACUGUGGCCAUUGCUGAGAUAUAUAAUCCUGCAUUGGAGAAAAUUCAGAGGGUAAAAGUUCAGUUGCCGGGAUUGCCCCAAGAACUGUUGAGGAAAAUGAAGGAGAAAAACGUGGACUUCGCCGCUCAUCCUAUGGAGAUGAACUGGUCGGCUGCUUUAUUCGAUUUGUUGGGGAAUUUGGCUUUUCCCUUGGUAUUGCUUGGCACUUUGUUGCUAAGGAGCUCAUCUGUUAAUAAUCCUGGAGAAGGUCCCAACUUGCCUUUCGGACUUGGAAGGAGCAAAGCCAAAUUUCAGAUGGAACCCAAUACAGGAGUCACAUUUAACGAUGUAGCUGGUAUUGAUGAAGCCAAGCAAGAUUUUCAAGAGGUAGUGGAGUUCUUAAAAACCCCAGAAAAAUUUGCAGCAAUUGGUGCCACAAUUCCCAAAGGAGUGCUUCUAAUUGGACCUCCAGGGACUGGUAAGACAUUGCUGGCCAAGGCCAUUGCAGGGGAAGCAGGGGUUCCUUUCUUUUCCCUUUCUGGUUCAGAGUUCAUCGAGAUGUUUGUUGGCGUUGGAGCUUCCAGAGUUAGGGACCUGUUUAACAAGGCAAAGGCUAAUUCCCCAUGUUUGGUGUUCAUCGAUGAGAUUGAUGCUGUUGGAAGACAGAGAGGAACUGGGAUUGGUGGAGGGAAUGAUGAAAGGGAGCAAACUUUGAAUCAGCUGUUGACUGAAAUGGAUGGUUUUACUGGUAAUACUGGAGUCAUUGUCAUUGCUGCCACUAAUAGGCCUGAAAUUCUGGAUUCUGCUUUGCUUAGGCCUGGAAGAUUUGAUAGACAGGUAACUGUUGGAUUACCAGAUAUAAGAGGAAGGGAAGAAAUAUUGAAGGUACACAGUGACAACAAGAGACUAGAUAAGGAUGUUUCACUCAGUGUAAUCGCCAUGAGAACACCGGGAUUCAGUGGUGCUGAUUUGGCAAAUCUCAUGAAUGAAGCUGCUAUUCUUGCUGGUAGAAGAGGCAAAGACAAGAUCACGAUGAAAGAGAUUGACGAUUCGAUCGAUCGAAUCGUUGCCGGAAUGGAAGGAACAAAGAUGACAGAUGGAAAGAACAAGAUUCUCGUGGCGUACCAUGAAGUUGGCCAUGCUGUAUGCGCGACAUUGACACCAGGCCAUGAUCCAGUUCAAAAAGUGACUUUGAUCCCUAGAGGGCAAGCUCGGGGUCUAACAUGGUUCAUACCAAUUGAAGAUUCAGAUCUCAUUUCAAAACAACAACUCUUUGCUAGAGUUGUUGGAGGGCUCGGCGGUCGAGCGGCCGAAGAGGUAAUCUUUGGUGAGCCAGAGAUUACUACUGGUGCAGCAGGGGACCUGCAACAAGUAACUCAAAUAGCCAGACAGAUGGUGACAAAGUUUGGGAUGUCGGAAAUUGGACCAUGGGCGUUAACUGAUCCUGCAGUACAAAGCAGCGACGUUGUGUUAAGGAUGCUUGCGAGGAAUUCCAUGUCUGAGAAACUCGCUGAAGACAUUGAUUCAUCGGUUAAGAAAAUAACGGAAACUGCAUACGAGAUUGCAAAGAACCAUAUAAGGAAUAACCGUGAAGCCAUUGACAAGCUAGUAGAAGUUUUGUUAGAGAAAGAAACUCUUACAGGAUAUGAGUUCAGAGCAAUCCUGUCAGAAUUUGUUGAUGAACCUGUAAUAAAAGUAGAUAGAACUCCUGUUCGUGAGAUGAUCAACGCUUGAGUCGCUAUAUACAUGUAAAUAAAUUUACACGUUAUUCUAUAAAAUAUAUAUUAUUUCAUUCUCAGAA
Molecule: messenger RNA, 2264 nt
Organism: Gossypium arboreum
Lineage: Eukaryota; Viridiplantae; Streptophyta; Magnoliopsida; Malvales; Malvaceae
Product: ATP-dependent zinc metalloprotease FTSH 6, chloroplastic
Exons: 5
Coding region: 170-2197 (675 amino acids)
Biological process (GO): proteolysis
Cellular component (GO): chloroplast thylakoid; membrane
Molecular function (GO): ATP binding; ATP-dependent peptidase activity; ATP hydrolysis activity
Source: RefSeq, a predicted model, not a curated record